Molecule: messenger RNA, 1695 nt
Organism: Seminavis robusta
Lineage: Eukaryota; Bacillariophyta; Bacillariophyceae; Naviculales; Naviculaceae
Source: the annotation of a GenBank genome assembly
AUGGAACCUCCAUCGAACAGGACCACUACUGAACAAGCCGCUGAACAGCUACCCUAUUACCAAUGCAAUGCGGCACAAUCGUUCAUCAAUGUUCCUCGGAGUAGAAGAAUGGCAGCGAUUGAGCUCUCUCCUCCUCCACCAAAAACUUUAAAGAAGAAAGUAAGUGAUUCAUCCCAUGGGAAUAAACAGCAAACAGAAAGGACAGUAGAAGCCCGCAACAACAUACCAGACCACUCCAUGGAAAUGCGGUCGUUAAGGAAAUCGUUGAGUCUAUUACGAUUCAUUGCACUGGCACUUCCCUUGUGCCGGCUAGUGCAGAUGGUGAAUCUUGAUCCUCUGUUUGACCUAGCUGCAUUGGCAACAGAUCGAGAAUUGAAGGGCAAGGAACUCACCCAUUUUGUCAACAACAACCUUGCUACUAAAACAGUUGACGAAGAUGAUGAUUUUGGCGGUGAACGACCGGGACUAGUGUUGCACAUUGGACCUCAUAAGACGGGGACAACUUCCAUUCAAACUUCAUUGGAGCGAUUCCGGUCCGAGCUCACAGAGGAGGGCUAUGCCAUUCCACCUCGCAUCAUGGGUGGACCGCCCAGUUUCUACAAGUUUUCGAAUGGUGAUGAUUUCUGGAGCACACAUCUCGUUUGCCAUGCUCUCUUUCCCAAACCUCUGGGCGAAAAUUUCCGCAACGAAACAAUGGCCGUCUUUCAUAAGUUUUUGGAAGAGUCCAGUGAGCAAAAUCGUACCGUGCUGCUCAGCACCGAGUGCUUUGCCAGCCUCUUUCAAAACAAGGCAAAAAUAUUGAUAGACGAGUGGUUGGCUCCAUUUCGACCUGUUCAUUUGGUAGUCGCCUACCGUCAAUUGCACUCUUGGCUGUGGUCCGCCUUUACCGAAUUGUACAAGGACAACCGUGACUUGCAGUUUUCAGACUUUCUACGUGGUCAGAUCAAGCACGAGAAGCGAACCUUUUCGGAAGCUGUGGUCAACUUUAUGCCCUAUGUCGACACGAUUCAUGUCAUUAACUACGAGGACAAGUCCAUCCCGUUGCUAGAACAGUUCUUUUGCUUGGCACUGCCGAAUGGUUCGCAAAGCAAAGCCUGCCAAAAGUUGCGACAGGAAGCCAACGAAACAGCCCAGGUUUCGGCCAACCGUGGCAAACCGAUGGAGUAUUUUGAAUACCAAAAUUUGGUCAAGAUUGCCAAGAAACAAGGCAUUAUCCAAGACGACGUGGAUCGAGAAGUGGCAGUGAAGCAUGCCGCCAAAUACAUACAAAACUUGACGAAAUUCAUUCCCAUUGGCGCCAUGCCUCAUGAAAACUGCGUGGAAAUGCCACUGUUGGAAAAGCUGUGGAACAUGACCCUGGCGAAUGAAGAGGAUGUGGCCCGUGUCUCGAAAAUCAAAGCCCUGGAAAUGCCCCUCCGAACGUUUGCGAGCAAUGGUCAUCACUGCGCCUUGAGCCCACUGCCACGAGAAAAAUGUUUGAAAACGUCACUUUUGGAGAAUUUCUGGAGGAUGACCGCGGAGGAAGAAGAUGCUGCUAUGGUCGAUGGUUGGGAUAACAAGCAACAUCGAGUCGAAGAAUUGCUAACCUCCUUCCAAACGUUUCUUAGCAAGGGUCUUCAUUGCUCCGUCAGUUGGCAGGAGGUGCUGACGAGGGACGAAGAACUGGUGGCGUUUCUGGGGAAGCUAAAUAAGUAG